AUGGCUGGCAGAGUCGUCUUCGUAAAGUGUCUGAAAGCCAAAAAUAUGAACGCAAUGGUUCAAGAACUUCUCGAUGAAAGCGACAAGGCCGCAUACAAUGAAGGCAAACCUGUGUCUAUCACGUACACCAGUAUUAAGGCUCUGAUUGCCAAUGACGUUGUCAGAAGAUGGAAGGAGGAGCACAGGGACAAACCAGACGAAAAAGAGCUUCGAAAAACAUUUCAGCCAAUAUCUGAUGCAGAAGCUGUUCAGAAGGACUAG
This is a messenger RNA of Cylindrotheca closterium, 261 nucleotides long. Lineage: Eukaryota; Bacillariophyta; Bacillariophyceae; Bacillariales; Bacillariaceae. The record is from the annotation of a GenBank genome assembly.